AUGGGACAAGGAACCAAAAGACUUGACGAUGAAUAUGAGGUGACUGAUGUUUUAGGAAGAGGAGGCUUUUCUGUUGUAAGAAGAGGGAUAAGAAAAUCCAGUGGUGGAAAAAUUCAAGUUGCUAUCAAAACCCUGAGAAGAAUCGGACCAUGGCAGCCUUCCCCUGGCGGUCGCGGCCGGAGCGUGACUGCUCCAAACUCAAGACAGGCCCUGGUUUCUGAUGCUUUACUGACAAAUGAACUAUUGGUCAUGAGGAAGAUUGUGGAAGAUGUUUCACCUCAUCCGAAUGUGAUUCAUCUUUAUGAUGUUUGUGAAGAUUCUAAUGGGGUUCAUUUGAUUCUUGAGCUUUGUUCUGGUGGGGAGUUGUUUGAUCGGAUAGUUGCUCAGGAGAGGUACUCAGAGGCUGGAGCUGCGGCUGUUGUCAGGCAAAUUGCUGAAGGGUUAAAUUCUCUUCAUAAAGCUAAGAUUAUUCAUAGGGAUUUGAAGCCUGAAAACUGCCUGUUUUUGGAUAAAGAUGAAAAUUCUCCGUUGAAGAUCAUGGAUUUUGGACUGAGUUCUGUAGAGGAUUUUACUGAUUCUGUUGUUGGAUUGUUUGGUUCGAUUGAUUAUGUAUCGCCAGAAGCACUUUCCCAGGACAAAAUUACUCCCAAGAGUGAUAUUUGGUCACUUGGUGUAAUCCUCUAUAUCCUCCUCUCCGGGUAUCCGCCUUUUAUAGCACAAUCAACUAGGCAAAAGCAGCAGAUGAUUAUGCAAGGAUACUUCAGCUUUCAUGAAAAAACAUGGAAGAGCAUUUCUUCUUCAGCUAAGCAACUGAUUUCCAGUCUUCUUACUGUUGAUCCUCAGUUGAGACCAACGGCUGCUCAGGUUCUUCAACAUCCUUGGGUUACUGGGGAUUUGGCAAAGGAAGAACAGAUGGAUGCAGAGAUUGUUUCACGCCUUCAGAGUUUCAAUGCAAGGCGCAAGUUCCGGGCUGCUGCAAUGGCAAGCGUGUUAAGCACUAGUUUUUCCUUGAGAACCAAAAAGCUUAAGAAUUUGGUCGGAUCCUAUGACCUCAAGCCUGAGGAACUGGAGAAUCUCAGAAUACAUUUCAAGAGAAUAUGCACGAAUGGUGAGAAUGCCACAUUAUCUCAGUUCGAGGAAGUGCUAAAAUCAAUGGAAAUGUCAUCACUGGUUCCUCUAGCAGCUCGGAUCUUUGAUUUGUUUGACAACAAUCGUGAUGGCACUGUUGACAUGCGAGAGAUAAUAGGGGGCUUCUCCUGUCUCAAAUAUUCACAAGGAGAUGAUGCACUUCGUCUUUGUUUCCAGAUGUACGACACAGACCGGUCAGGAUGCAUCAGCAAGGAAGAAGUAGCCUCAAUGCUUAGAGCAUUACCUGAUGACUGCCUUCCGGUGGAUAUAACUGAACCUGGGAAAUUAGAUGAGAUAUUUGAUCUAAUGGAUGCCAACAGUGAUGGAAGAGUCACCUUUGAAGAGUUUAAAACUGCAAUGCAAAGAGACAGCUCACUCCAAGAUGUCGUCCUCUCUUCGCUUCGCCCUACCUAA
Messenger RNA from Coffea eugenioides, 1542 nucleotides. RefSeq names its product calcium and calcium/calmodulin-dependent serine/threonine-protein kinase-like. The transcript has 7 exons. NCBI's taxonomy places the organism in Eukaryota, Viridiplantae, Streptophyta, Magnoliopsida, Gentianales, Rubiaceae. Gene Ontology annotation, biological process: protein autophosphorylation; intracellular signal transduction; peptidyl-serine phosphorylation. The record is from RefSeq and is a predicted model, not a curated record. Gene Ontology annotation, molecular function: calcium-dependent protein serine/threonine kinase activity; calcium/calmodulin-dependent protein kinase activity; calmodulin binding. Gene Ontology annotation, cellular component: cytoplasm; nucleus. The coding region runs from base 1 to 1542 and encodes 513 amino acids.